Messenger RNA from Porites lobata, 1211 nucleotides. Lineage: Eukaryota; Metazoa; Cnidaria; Anthozoa; Scleractinia; Poritidae. The record is from the annotation of a GenBank genome assembly.
AUGUUCCUUCCUCUUGAGGCUUUCCAUCUAUUCUUGGGUGCAGGUAUUAAUGCCUGAGUCAUAUCUUUCAGAAAAGUUAUGAGGGUGGCGAAAAACAAUGGCAAAAAGCGGAGUUUUAUGAAAAUAAUUGUUACUAACAGGAACUAAAGUAAAAGUUCUUUCGCAUCUGGAAUGCCAACCCCUUGAUACUAAAUCAAAAAAUUAGAAAGAAAAUUGUUGCCGUGGUUACACCGACUCGCCCAUACCCUGACCUUUGUGUUCUUUGCCUACCUUGAGAAGAAGCUGUUUUAUUAAGGUUGUAAUGUUUCCUUUGAUUCUUGUUAAUUUUAAAGUACCUUCAUAUUGAGGAAAGUUCUUGUUUUUGUUAAGUUGCUUUUGCAUAAUAGUUUAAACUGUUUGCCUAUUUCUUCCUUCUCCAGGUACCCAACAUCAUGGCACCCAUAAUCCUCAGAAAGGAGGAGAUGGUGACAACAAGAAAGGUAAAUUAAUUUUAUUAGUGAUUGCGAUACUGAUCCUCUCGUCAAAGGCUCCUCAGUGAUUUGAGUAUCAGCAUCUCUCUCUCGUUUCCUCUUCCCUCGUUUUGGAAAAGAGUAAGACAAGGCCACGUUGUUGGAAAAAUGUAUGUAAAAGAAGUGGUUGUUCUUUUAAAUCAGGUAUUUUAAAAUAGAAUUGAAAUCCCAAAGUUUUGAAUCGGGAAAGAUAUGGGAAUGAUUUGUAGUGUAUGGUCUUUUUAUUCAUUCCUGUUUUAUUUUUUUUUUUUAAUUGAUGUUCACAUAAGUACGAUUUUUCACUAAAGGAUUAUGUAAAUCUCAUCACUAAGACUAAACAUAAAAAGGAAAAAGAAAGAAAAACAACAACCACGACAGUGACUAGAAAAGUACGUUAUGUUUAAAAAAAGACUAGAAAGGUACAUAAAGUAAUGAUUGUGUCCGCUCUGAAUCAAAAGCUUAAGUUUGUUGUUCAGGGGAUCAAUCAAUACGUGGACACUUGAGUAAAGGGUUUUUGUUAUGUUUCUUCAUUUAUCAGGUCGCCUUUCCACUGCAGCUAUCAUCGGUAUUUGUGCUGCAGCUGCUUUUGCUAUCCUGAUUGUUGUGGGAGUAGUAGUGUACUGGAAGAAAUACCAUCAUCGCUCUAGACUACGAGCCGCUUACUACAACGACAUAUCCAUGCACGACCCCCUGUACGAGGACUUUGGUCCAGAGGUUGCAUAA